UUUAAAGGACAGCAACUUGUUAUAUAUUAUAUUAUAUUACAGAUUUAAAACUAACAAGGAAUUGUAGAUAUCACCAUCUUCUUGGGCACACACAGUCUGGCGUAUAUGAGAUAAACCCUUUUGGUAACGAGACCAGUGUCAGCGUGUAUUGUGACAUGGUGAAUGAAGGAGGAGGGUGGACAGCUAUCCAGAGACGUGUGAGUGGAUCAGUGAGAUUCAACAGAACGUGGGCGGAAUACAAGGAUGGAUUUGGUUUCCCUAAUGAUUCUUACUGGAUUGGAAAUGACGUCAUAUAUCAACUUACCAAGGGAAGGAACUCCUCCCUCUACGUAUCUAUCACACUGACUAAUGGGACAAAGCUCUAUGAGUUAUACAACCAGUUCUCUAUUGCUGAUGAAAUGAACAACUACAGACUACUUCUUGGAGGACCAGCUACCGGGACCCUGGGUGACUCUAUGUCAGAUACAGGUUCUUCUUACUACGAUCUGUCUGGGAUGUCCUUCAGUACCCCAGACAGAGACAACGACAGAUCUAUUGGUAACUGUGCUGCUUCCAGUAACAUUAGAGGAGGCUGGUGGUUUAACAGCUGUAACCACGCCUUCCUUAACGGUCCCUGGUCCCCGGGGUCCUGGUUCAGACCAUGGUAUCCCACAGUGACUGAUAGUACACAGAUAAAAGAAACUCUCAUGAUGAUCAAACCUCACUGACUUUAUAUAUCUUUAUAUCAAUAGUUGUUCACACAUGUUAUGCAAAGUUAAUUACUUAAAUAAUGGAUGAUAAUGAUUUAAAUCUUGACAUAAUGUUGGUAUUCAUAUUUAUUCAUAAAGUAAUACAUUUAUUAUGUGUAAUGAAUGCAUUGUUAAGUCCAAAUAUG
Molecule: messenger RNA, 874 nt
Organism: Saccostrea cuccullata (small rock oyster)
Lineage: Eukaryota; Metazoa; Mollusca; Bivalvia; Ostreida; Ostreidae
Product: ficolin-2-like
Exons: 4
Coding region: 156-707 (183 amino acids)
Source: RefSeq, a predicted model, not a curated record